AUGGUCAAAGUAGAGAUUAUUGAGACUGUAAAAGCUUCCCAGACCCAAAACGGGCUCAGACACUCUGAUUACUUAAGAUAUCGUAGAUACUGUGCUCAAAAACUUCGUCGGCUCCGAAAAUCCGCUAAAUUUACUUUUGGAAGAGGAAAAUUCCAGCAAAAGCAAAUCACAACAGACCUAUGCCAAGACUCAAGGUAUAUCUUAAUGCUUCUGUAUAAUGCAGAAAGAUCAUGGAGCUAUGCUAUGCAGCUAAGGCAGCAUCUAUCCUUAUCAUCAUCAGCCAAAGCAAAAAGGCAUCUAUUAACCAGACUUCGCAAAGCUGUCAAAUGGAGUGAAGCAUUAGAACACGCUGUAAAUGCCGUUGGAGACGUAAAAAGUACUCUUGAAGCUCAAGCUUAUAAGUCCUUAAUGACUGGAUAUCUAGAUCUAGAGCAGCAGCACUGGGAAAAAGCUCGAGAUUCAUUUUUAGCCUCUCAAGCUGUAUAUCAAAGGCUAUCAGAAGUCGCUGAUACUAUAGAAGUUGUCGCAAUCCAACAGAAAUUAUCAAGCUUAGAGCCAAUGAUUAGGUACUGCCAACAUCAAUUGGGAAACUCACUCCCCCCUUUACAUUGGGAUAAAAAAAAUCUUGUUCCAAUUCCAAGAUAGUUAAUUUUUUUAAAAAAAUAAUAUUUAAAUUUUCAAUAUAAAAACAUUUAUUAAAAUUUUAUUUUAUGAAGAAUUAAUUUAAAAAAUUAAAAGAUUUCAGUCCAUAAACUGUUUAAAUAAUAUUCUACUUGCAUUUUUUCCAUUAAAUUAGAUCAAAACCUAUUUUAUAAAAAAUUAUUUUUCACCAGUAAAUUUUUUUUCCCAUUAAAAAAAUAUUUUGCUCAAAUUUAGAGGGCUUAAAGUAUCUAAAAUUAGAAAUUUUACUGAUAGUUUGGUUCCAAUUUAAAGGAGGGGUGUGUCAGUCUCCACCCAAGAGCUACUUGACUUGAAAUUUUCGCAAUCUCCAGAAUCUGAACUCCUUAACGCCCAAAUAGAAAGUUUAUUGGCAGAAUCCAGGCAGCAAAGAGUACAAAAUGCAGGAGAGAUCAACAUUAAAGGGAAAAGCUACACAGUUAGGAACGAAAAAGCAAGGCUUGCAUUGCAGAAAGCAGAAGAAGUAUUCAUGGCUUUAGAAAGAGCAAGCAAUAAACUGGAUUUAUAUACAGAAGCAUUCGGAUAUUAUGAUGAAGCUUGCAGAUAUAUCAAAAAAGACAAAGAUGAAAGCCAGGCAUCAGGAGACGUUGGAGAAGCCGCGAUUUGGGGCCAACUCUUAGAAGCGAUCCAACAAAUCAAGAAAGGUAGAGUUGUAGAAAGAAAUUUAGAACUGGCACGGCAAGCUGAAGAAAAAUUCGAAGACGAAAUCGACAUUGCGAUAAAAGGAGGAAGAGUCAAAGGAAAGCCUCAAGAAAUUGUGAAAAUUUAUGAUACCAUAUUAACAAGCUUAAAAGCUUUAGAAGAUGACACGAGGGAAAACGAAAUCAGGGCUAAGAGAGCUUAUUAUAUGAGUUUGGUCAAUUUGUAUAGUGAUAGACUAUUGGAAGCUUAUGCACUUUUACAGAGAUGUGAUGAGCUAGGUGGAAAAACUGACGAGGUUAAGGUGUUAGAAGCCAAGCUAGAAGCAGCCUUAGCGCUUAGAGACGAAGUUCCUGAUAUUUCUGCACUUAAGCUAGUUUCGAAGAAAGAAGAUUUCCCUCCUGCAUUGCAGCCUAUCAGCUGCAAGCCUGUCUUUUAUGACUUGGCAAUUGACAGCAUUGAGUAUCCGAAUCUGCAAGAAAAAGCAAAGCCAAAAGGAUUCUUUUCAUCAGUCAAAGGUUGGUUUGGCAGAUAA
Messenger RNA from Blepharisma stoltei, 1852 nucleotides. Lineage: Eukaryota; Ciliophora; Heterotrichea; Heterotrichida; Blepharismidae. The record is from the annotation of a GenBank genome assembly.